Messenger RNA from Penicillium canescens, 798 nucleotides. RefSeq lists its product as uncharacterized. Bases 1 to 798 code for a protein of 265 amino acids. Lineage: Eukaryota; Fungi; Ascomycota; Eurotiomycetes; Eurotiales; Aspergillaceae. The transcript has a single exon. The record is from RefSeq and is a predicted model, not a curated record.
AUGGCACAUCGUGCCAGACCACUUCAUUACCACAUUCCAUUAUUCCCUGGAUUCCAGCUGCUGGACGUAGCAGGUCCGCUGGACAUUCUCAACAUCCGCACGCAGUACGCAGACACCGCAGACAUUUCCUUGACCGUAUCAGCAGAGACCUUAGACCCAGUCUCGGUGAAACCGGUGCCGCCCCCUCACGCAAAAUGGCAUUUUGAUCUCCCCGAGUCUGACCUGCAAGCCUGUAACCAACACAUGGUGCCACAGCGCACCUUUGCAGAAGUGGUCUCUGCCCUGAAGGAGAAUGACGCCAAUUGUGACAUCAAACCUAUUGAUGUGCUGAUUGUUCCUGGAGGUCUGGGGACGCGACUAGACCGGAUAUACGGGAAGUCUGACAAGGUCUCCAACACACAGCAAGUUCGGGAUUUCAUCACCGCUGUUGCACCCUAUAUUCGUCACAGCGUCAUUACUAUUUGUACGGGGAGCCACGUCCUCGCACAGACUGGGCUAUUAGACAAUCGUCGGGCAACAACCAACUCCGCCCGCUUCGACGAUGUUAUUGAACAGACGCGCCAGGUGAACUGGCAGCGCGAUAGACGAUGGCUACGAGAUAUUGUGCCAAUGGAUGUACCAACCAGAUCAUUGCAGUCAGGAACUGAGAUCUGGACCUCUGCUGGGAUUACUGCCGGUAUCGAUGUCAUGUUGGAGUAUAUAUCCGCCCAUUAUGGUGGCGUGGCGAUUGGGAUACAGACCGCUAAACGAAUGGAAUAUCACUGGGAGCGAGAGCGGGCAGCUUCUUACUUUUUGUGA